UCAAACUCCUGGCCCCACAUGAUCCUCCUGCCUUGGCAUCCCAAAGUGCUGAGAUUACAUGCAUAAGCCACCACACCCAGCCCAUUUCUGCUCUUAGGGAGAGGCGAGUGCAUCAGAGAGAACACUCUGUGCUCCCAAAAGAGGGAGGUGACAGAGCUCACGUUCCCUCAGCCUUUCACACAGCCUCCCCUCAUCUUUCUCUCUUACUUGGCAUCGUGGCUGUGCUAGGACCCCCUCAUGAAGACCAAGAUCCUCGUAAAGCAGACAAGAAGUUCAUCCAGCACGAGUCAGGACCCCUGUGCCGUCAUCUAGUAAAAUCUGGUGGAAAUUACAAACUGCAGAAAUUCAACUCAGUGCUGCAAUAACAGGAUGCACCUGUAGAUUUCAUAGAAUUAGCAGCAGCGUUCUCUCAACACCAGUUUGAGAGAAAUAACCCUGUUUGCGUAGUGCCAACUGGGGCAGAAUCUGAUGUGUUCUUGCCUGCCUGCCAGCCAUGGGAGGCACCGAUCUCAGCAACAGCUUCCAUCCGCCAAUGACUUAACAAGCAAAGAUGGAAGACCCACGUGCUCCAGGCUGUCCUGCAUUGGUUCUUUUGCUCUUGAUGGAAUUACCAAUUUGACAGAUGUGCGUGCAAUUAAUUGGGGGCUUUCUGCUUCCAAUCCAAAUUCCCACACUCAUAUUGCUGGCUCUCUGGGAGCAAAAACCCUUCUUUGUUUUUGCUUCUCCCAGACCCUGGGCAGAGCUCCCUGUUCCUGGAUCCUCACUGAUAUGUACUGAAUUGAAUUCUACUAAAGGGUGCACCCAAGAGUACACAAGCUAAGUGAAAUGUAAUUUGUGGGACCUCAUGUGGACAUCUCAGGUCAUGUCUACAAGAUAAAAGAGAGAAAAGCCUGGGGGCCACCACGGGCCUGGGAAAAUGACCUCCAACUAAGCCUGAUAAGAACAUCCAAUACAUAAACAGCAGGCUCUCCGCCACCUCUUUUUCCACUGCCACUCUUCCAGAAAGCAAAGGGUUCUCUCCUGUUCAGACUUUGGCUCUGAGACCACAGCUCAGCACAUCACUUCUCUAGAGAAAAGAAAGUCUGAGAUGAGAGAGCGAGGCUGCUUUCUUGUGGUGCCAGUGUGCGGUGCAGGGCAGGCCUGAUCGCUGAACGGAUCCUGCAGACUGAGCGGUCACCUCCCCUUUCUAGUGCCCAUUUCUUCUCCUUUUUGGGAAGACUGUCAGCAUCCUCAGUGCAGGGCCACAUCUUUAUUUCUUGGCUGUCCCCACAGGUUCUAGCAUGAUGCUUUGAUUAAUUGCAGGUGCUCAGUCAAUGUUGCUGGCUUACGUGACAGGUGAAAUUAUUCUUUCAUCUGGGUUUCACCUCUUCCUUUCCUUUUUAUUUUUUUUUUAAGAGGUAAGGUCUUGCUCUGUGGCCCUUGCUGGAAUGCAGUGGCACAAUCAUAGUUCAUUGCAGCCUUGACCUCCUGGGCUCAAGCGAUCCUCAACCGCCUUGGCCUCCUGAGUAGCUGGGACUAUAGGCAUGUGCCACGGAGCUCAGCUUUGCCUUUUCCUUUCUUUGCACUCCCCUGGCGGAGAUGCUGGUAAGCAGCGAACCAGUCAAGAGGACAGCAGCAGGAGGGGAAAUGGAGAAACCCCAUAAUUCCGAGACUAAACAGGUCCUGGCUCACAGAGGAAGUCAUGCUCCAUGUUUCAACAUAUCCUCAAACCUCAUUCAAUUCCAAAAUGCAUGAAGAUGAAAUGGGAAUUUUACCCAAGAUUUUUUGUGGGCUGUUGGGGAGAAGAGUUAACAUACUCCCAACUCUUCUCUUCAAAUGAUUUUUAAAUUUUCCUCCAAGCUCUCAAUCAUUUCUCCAAAGCUCCCCUGCUCUUCUCACUCUGUCUGGGUCCUUCCUCUGCCACUUCCCUCAACAUGGCUUCUCCAUCAUGGGCCAGCAUUUCUUUUAUUCUGUAGAGCAGGUUUUCUCACCCUGGCCACCUCCAAUUUGCAUGUUAUGCCUCCACACCAAGUGAGCCUCAGAGCACCAGUGUUUUAAUCCCUGAGAACAAUCCUCGGAGGAUUCAGCACAGAGGCCCUCUUAGCAGCCUGUAGUCUCCAGAGUGACACGUCCUCAGCAGUCAGAGUGAGCAAGCUAUGGUGCCCGUCACCAAGGGGGCCCGUCACUCCCCUCUGCACUCACUUCUCUCCUACCUCCUCCUUCCCUAUCCCUUCCUUCCUCCUUCCCUUUUAUUUCUGCAUUAAAUGAUUCAUGGUUAUUCCUUUCAUAGGGGUGUCUGUGCCACUUGGUUCUAUGGGCAUUUUUUUUUUUUUUUUUUUGAGAUGGAGUUUUGCUCUUGUCCCCCAGGCUGGAGUGCGAGUGGUGUGAUCUUGACUCACUGCAACCUCCACCGCCUGGGUUCAACCGAUUCUCCUGCCUCAGACUCCUAAGUAGCUGGGAUUACAGACACUCAAAACCACACCCAGCUAGUUUUUGUGUUUUUAGUAGAGACAGGGUUUCACCAAGUGGGCCAGGCUGGUCUCAAAUGCCUGACCUUAGGUGAUCCACCCGCCUCAACCUCCCAAAGUGCUGGGAUCACAGGCAAGAGCCACCACGCCCACUGGUUCUAUGGACCUUGUUGAAGUGACCACUGACAAGCCCUGAGGUUGAGAAAAGGAAACGAAAGGUGACUGAUUUCUCAUCACCAAUCUCCUUUUUCCCUCUACCCCUUGGCCCCCACUCUCCAAUCUAGACUCUCAUAAACAGAAAUGAUUUCCAUUCAUUAUUGUGGUUGGAGUCGGGGGUGGCAAGUCAAGCUUUGAAGUUGUCUGCAUAAUAAAUGCUGUCUUCAAGGACCGUCCCGCAUUGUAGGAACAAGAGAACAAUCCAAGUGAACAACUAACUCCCAUCCACAAACGCUCCCGCCUCCCCGCCGUCCCCUAACCUCAGCCUCCUGCACUUGGAGUUCACCAAUCCAUUUGAUGAGCUCAAAUCAGUGAAUUUUCUCCUCGCCAAAGCUCACAAAUUCUGCUUCCCACUUCUCGCCCCAUGUCCAGGCGUUAAAAACUGCAUUUUCCCUUUGCCUGAUAUUCUGGCAUCAAGCCUUCUUGCCAUUCCGAUUUAUGUCACCUUCCUCCAGUUCUUAUUAUUUCCCUCCUGGAGAGUAUCUCAGCAUCUCUAUGCCUCAGUCUCCCCUGCAUGCCCCACCCGCUCAGCCUCAUCAUCACAUCACUCGGUUGUGUUCCGCCUGGGUUAGACAGCUUCGGUGGCUGAAGUCUACAGAUCUUAUUCUGUUUUUCGAGGUCCACCUGACUCUGAAUCCAGCUGACAUUUUGCCCUUUGUCAGGAAUCACCUACCGAGGCCGCAUCCAUCCUUCAAGGAAAAUACGUGGGACUUUCCUGAUCACAUCAGCUCAGCAACUUUUCCCUCCAAAAUUUAAAUUGCUCUUCUUACAAUCAUUAGUGGUCUUAAACCUAAGGGAAGUCGGUCUGGGUCAGAAAUUUGUUGUCCGCUGUGAUGAGCAGUUUCCUCUGGGAAGUACCAAGCGUUUCUGAUAAUAGACUUGAGCAAUUUCCUGAUGAAGUGAGACUCAGCUUGCUCUCUUGACUGUCUGUCCCUGGAUGAACUUAGUUACCUUUAACCAAAUGUUCUUUUCUUGAACUAAAUCUACCAAUGUUAUCUAGAUACCUUUUCUUCAAAAUAAAAAAAAAAAUCCUCUACUAGGUAAGAAAUCUUUGAACUGGACUUAUUGGAAAUUACCUCCUUGUAGCAGGUUUGAAACAAAACUUUGAAUUUGCCUCACAAAGAAUUUGUCUGAAACUGCUUUAGUGUUGCCAGUUAUAUUCAUAUGCACGUGUGUCCUCAUACACAGUGACUGGCCACUCAUAUGUGUUAUGCGCUGUGUUAGGCGGUGUGAGCUUACCGAUAAGCUGGACAUAGGGCCAUCCUCCAGAGGCCCACAGUUUCACACCUUAACCUGAGAUCCUUCGACCCUUGAAGUUCAAAGCGCCCACAACUGCUGGGUGUGGUGGCUCAUGCUUGUAAUCUCAGUAAUUUGCAAGGCUGAGGUGGGAGCAUGCCUGCCGUCCCAGCUACUUGGGAGGCCGAAGUGGGAGGAUCACUUGAGUCAAGAAGGUAAAGGCUGCAGUGAGCUGAGAUCACAGCACCGCACUCCAGAAACCCUGUCUCAAAUAAAACAAAGUGCCCAUCGUGAAACCUCCUACGGAUUUAUCCAGGGUGUGUGCUGAUGCGCAUUUCUCUAAGGAUAAGAAAAGAGUGUUUACUCCUGUGGAAGACAGUAUGGAGAUUCCUCAAGCAUCUACAAUCAGAAAUACCAUUUGAGCCAGCAAUCCCAUUACUGGAUAUAUACCCAAAGGAACAGAAAUCAUUCUACUAUAAAUCACAUGCACCCGUAUGUUUAUUGCGGCACUGUUCACAACAGCAAAGGCGUGGAACCAACUGAAAUGCCCAUCAGUGAUAGACUAGAUGAAGAAGAUGUGGUACAUAUACACCAUGGAAUACUAUGCAGCCAUAAAAAGGAAUGAGAUCAUGUCCUUUGCUGGUCUCAAACUCCUGACCUCGAGUGAACCACCUGCCUUGGCCUCCCAAAGUGCUGGGAUUAUAGGCGUGUUCUACUGCAUCUGGCUAAUUUUUGUAUUUUUUUUUUAAAUAGAGACCGGGGUUUCACCAUGUCUGCCAGGCUGGUCUCAAACUCCAAACCUCAGGUGAUCCACUCACCUUGGCCUCCCAAAGUGCUGGGAUUGUAGGCGUGUUCUACUGCGCCUGGCUAAUUUUUGUAUUUUUUUUUUUAAUAGAGACUGGGGUUUCACCAUGUCUGCCAGGCCGGUCUCAAACUCCAAACCUCAGGUGAUCCACUCACCUUGGCCUCCCAAAGUGAUUACAGGCAUGAGCCACCAGGCCCAGCUGACGUGAUGCGUUUUGGAAGCAUGAAUUCCUUUGCUUGCCUGGAUGAUUUUCUUUUUGUCAAUAUCUUUGCUUGCUUUCUAGUAUUUAAACAACUGUGUUUUGCUCUAACUAUCCAAUGGCUUUAAGUUUGAGACAAACUUCCAGGGAGCAAAACCGUCAACCAUUUCACAAUUAUCAGAAGAGCACUCAGGUCAUAAACAAGACUGAAUUUUACAAAAAUCCAAAGUUUAAAACCAAAGCCCACUUUUUGCAUGAUCCUUUAAGAGAAAGACAAAUCUGGAAGCAAAACACGUUAUAAAAUGACAGUGCACUUUCAGGAGCCCAGGGCAUGGUGGUGAGAUGAUAAUGGCUCAUUUAUAGUUCACAGACUGUAAGUCAUGGGGGAUUAUUUAUGAAUUCUCAGGACUCAUGGGUUUGCUGCAUCCUUCCCCAUUAUUUGAAUAUUGGAGGCUGCAUGACCAGGAUCUUGGCAGGAUUUCACUCCUUCAUCCCAGGUGGCCCCUGCUGACUCCCCAGGAAGCUGUAGCCCUGGGGGAGGACUCAGUUUGCAAAGUGCUGGGCGAGACCACUGCCAAGAAGUGCUUGCUCACCCUACCUUCAACGGCAGGGGAAUCUCCCUCUCCCUUUGUGGGCGUAGCUGAAGAAAGGAUUCAUAAAUGAAGCUUGAUCCUUCUCAUCAACCCCGGUUCACACCUCCAGCAAUUGAACUUGAAAAAAACCUGGUUUGAAACAUUACCGCAAACUAUAUUGUCAUCAAAAAAGAAAAAAACACUUCCUAUAUUUGAGAUGAGAGAAUAGAGUGCGAGGCAGUUUCCUUUUAAGCCCGAUGCUUAAAGAGAGCAACUCCUGACUCCGAUAGACACUUGAUGGGCCCACAGGGGUGACAGUCCAGGCGGACUGAUCUUCCCAUCCCACAUCCUCCCAGCGCGAUGCCAAGAAAAGGCUGACCACAACUGGGCCUUCUGCAGAGAAAGGCCUCCUCUUGACUGCCCCGGCUGCUCCCAGGGGUCAGGAAGAUGGAUUCACAACUGCUGAUGUGGGGACUGCUCACGUUCAUCAUGGUUCCCUGCUGCCAGGCAGAGCUCUGUGACGAUGACCCGCCAAGGAUCACAUACGCCACGUUCAAAGCGUUGGCCUACAAGGAGGGAACGAUGUUGAACUGUGAAUGCAGCAGGGGGUUCCGUAGAAUAAAAAGCGGGUCACCCUACAUGCUCUGUACAGGAAGCUCUAGCCACUCAUCCUGGGAGAACCAGUGUCAGUGCAUCCGCUCUUCCCCUAGGAACACAACAAAACAAGUGACACCUCAACCUGAACAGCAGGAAGAGAGAAAACCCACUGAAAUCCCAAAUCCGAUGCAGCAGGUGGACCAACCGAGCCUUCCAGGUCACUGCAGGGAGCCUCCACAGUGGGAAAAUGAAGGCACAGAAAGAAUUUAUCAUUUCGUGGUAGGGCAGACGGUUCACUACCAGUGCAUCCAGGGAUACAGGGCUCUACACAGAGGUCCUGCCGAGAGCAUCUGCAAAAUGACCCAUGGAAAGACAAGGUGGACCCAGCCCCGGCUCGUGUGCACGAAGGAAACGGAGCCCAGUCAGUUUCCAGGUGAAGAGGAGCCUCAGGCAAGCCCUGACAGCCUUCUUGAGAGUGAGAAUUCCUGCCUCAUCACAACGACAGAUUUUCAGGUACAGACAGAAGUGGCUGCGACCAUGGAGACAUUCAUACUUACGACGAAGUACCAGCUAGCAGUGGCCUGCUGUGUUUUCCUGCUGAUCAGCGUCCUCCUCCUGAGUGGGCUCACCUGGCAGCAGAGACGGAGAAAGAGUAGAAGAACAAUCUAGAAAACCGAAAGAACGAGAACUUCUUGGUAAGAAGUCAAGAACAGACGACAGAAGUCGUGAGGCACCAAGCAACAUCAGAGGAGUUUAACACUUGCCCAGGAGACAUGCCCUGUGCUCACCUGGGUUUUGGAAGCUCUGAAGUCGCAUCGCAGGACACAGGGCAGUGGCAACCCGGUCUCUAGGCCAGCUCAGUCCCAUCAGAGAGCGAGCACUACCCACUUCCAAAGAGCAAUCCUGUCAUUGAAGAAAAGGACAAAACCACCAGAAUUCUCCAUCUUAUUUACAUGUAUAUGUGUCAUUAAAGCCUGAAUAAUCUGGAACUCUCUCCACGCUCCGUGUAGUAUAGAGAAAAGCAGGUUUACAUUAAUCUCGUCUCAACUCUCCAGUUCAGGAAUCCCAAGGAAAGCCCUCGCACUAAUGUAAAUACACAACACACACACUCUACCCUAUACAACUAGAUGUUGUCUCGUGGCUCCUUUCUCAGCUGCUUCUGACUGCUGAUUCUCCCGUUCACAUCACCUAAUGAACAUCCUUUAAGAA
Molecule: messenger RNA, 7281 nt
Organism: Callithrix jacchus (white-tufted-ear marmoset)
Lineage: Eukaryota; Metazoa; Chordata; Mammalia; Primates; Cebidae
Source: RefSeq, a predicted model, not a curated record